This is a messenger RNA of Prunus armeniaca (apricot), 1887 nucleotides long. The record is from the annotation of a GenBank genome assembly. Lineage: Eukaryota; Viridiplantae; Streptophyta; Magnoliopsida; Rosales; Rosaceae.
AUGGCUGCGUCUUCUUCGUCGGUCGCACCGCUUUUCGGAAUUAGAGAAGAAGAUCAAAACCCGCAGAUGAAGCAGCAACAUUCCUCUACACCGCCAACCUCGUCCACAGCUGCAGCAGCUGCUCCACCUCAGAAGAAAAAGAGAAACCAACCUGGAACACCAAGCAAAACAGAUCCAGAAGCAGAAGUGAUAGCACUAUCUCCCAAGACCCUAAUGGCAACAAACAGGUUCAUAUGUGAGGUAUGCAACAAAGGCUUCCAAAGGGAGCAGAACCUACAGCUCCACAGAAGAGGACACAACCUGCCUUGGAAGCUCAAGCAGAAGACUACAAAAGAACCCAAACGCAAAGUCUACCUGUGCCCCGAGCCCACAUGCGUCCACCACGACCCCUCCCGAGCUCUCGGUGACCUCACCGGCAUCAAAAAGCACUUCUCUAGAAAGCACGGCGAGAAGAAAUGGAAGUGCGAGAAGUGCUCCAAGCGCUACGCCGUGCAGUCCGAUUGGAAGGCCCAUUCUAAGACUUGUGGAACUAGAGAAUACAGAUGUGACUGUGGCACUCUCUUCUCAAGGCGGGACAGUUUUAUCACGCACAGGGCCUUCUGCGAUGCACUGGCUCAGGAAAGUGCAAGGCAUCCGCCCAGUUUGAGCACCAUUGGCAGCAGCUUAUAUGGGGGCAGCCUCAGCAACACUGGCCUCGGCUUAUCUCAUCAAGUUGUGGGCCCACCUCAAAUUUCCUCACUCCAGCAAGACCACAGUCAAUCCAGUACAGCUGCUGACAUCUUAAGACUUGGUGGUGCGGGUGCUGCUGGCGCUGCUCGGACCGGACAAUUCGAUCAUCUCCUGGGCUCAUCUUUUCGACCAGCUGCACAGUCCUCAGCAUCUUUCUUCUUGACUGCCGCUGAUCAGUCCACCCAACAACAAUACCAUGAUCAUGAUCAGGACAAGUCAUUCCAGGGCCUCAUGCAAUUCUCUGAUAAUCAUCAUCAUCAUCCUCAUCAUCAUCUUCAUCAGAACAACAACAACUCAAACAACCCACCUCAUCAUCACUCAGCAGGAGCCAAUCUAUUCAGCCUACCUUUCCUUUCCAACAACACCACCAAUACUACUAAUAAUAACAACAGUGCCACCAAUAACAAUUUACUAAUUAGUCCUGACCAUUUCAACACCAAUGUAAAUGGCACUACCACCGCUGCCGGAGGCAGUGAAGGUUCACAUAAUCUCUUCUCCGGUCACAUAGUGGGCGGUGAUCAUAUUAGCACCGGGAUACCUUCUCUCUACAGCACUAAUAGUAAUAUUAAUAAUAAUAAUCAGCAGCAUGCAUCUAUGGCGCACAUGUCAGCAACCGCACUGCUUCAGAAGGCUGCUCAAAUGGGCUCCACCAAUUCAAGCAACAACACCACUGCCUCGCUGCUUCGGAGCUUCGGCAGCUCCUCCUCAGCCACUGCUAAAUCCGACAGGCCCGGGGCGCUUGUUCCUUCCAGCUUAGGCGGCAUGUUCGGAAGUGAUCAACACGACCAGAGCCACCUGCAAGACCUAAUGAACUCGUUCGCUAAUACUGGUGGCUCAUCCAUUUUUGCAAAUGCGUCGUUUGGUGGCUACGAUGCUGCAGCAGCAAAUAGGGCUAUUAACAUGGAGGAGACAAAGUUGCAGCAGCAGAACAGUCUGGGGGUGAGCAACAUUGGAGGGGCUGAUAGGUUAACAAGGGACUUUCUUGGGGUUGGACAGGUGGUGAGGAGCAUGAGCGGGGGGUUUUCUCAUCAGAGAUCAGAGCAUCAUAGUGAACAACAGCAUGGAAUGGACAUGAGCUCAUUGGAUUCAGAAAGCAAUGCUGCAGCUGCAGCUGCGCCGUCAAGCCAAUCUUUUGGAGGAGGUGGGAAUUUUCAGUGA